AUGCAAUCACGGCUCGGACUGCGGGGUCGGCUCCUGGCCGGCCAUCUGCUGAUACCGCCCCUGGCUGGACUGCUCCUCCUGGACAAGAUGGGGAACAUCCAGCUCGAGGUGAUGGGCUCCCUCGAGGUUCCGCCUGCGUGGAGUCCCGAGCAGGACAGGGCAUGCCCGUUCAGGUUCUGGCUCACGGACGUGACGUUGUGGGCGGCGGCGGCGGCGCGAGAGUUCUUCCAGAACAGCAAGGAGCAGCUACGUGACGGAGCAUUCGAAGACACCGGCGACGGGAACGGAGCGAGGCAGCUGAGUGGUCUCCUGCUGCUUCUACUUGUGUUGUCGAAGUCCUUCGCGCCGCUGGAUGACGAGAGCGAGCUGCGUGCGACCCUUGGUAAGUUGGGAUCCUACCCGAAGAACCACGAGAAUAUAGACGCGACGCUAUCGAGGUUCGAGGUUACACGCAGGAGGGCAACGACAUUGGGAGGAUUCAACAUGGGCCCGCAGGGCUACGCGUGGAUGCUGCUGAAUGCUCCCAACUGCAGCCCUCAAGAAUGGAACGACUUGCUCAUUCACUUCCGCGGCCACCUACCCAGGACAGGGCAGCAAAUCAACGAAUUGGUCGAGUACAUCAAAAGGUACGGACAGAACCUGGAGAAGGGGCCGAUGGCAGUCAACAAGAACAGUGGCAAAGGCGGUUACAGAGGCGGCAACUUCUUCUUCCCCACCUUCAGCCAUGGUGGCGGAGAGGGACAGCAAGGUUCAUCCAACCCGUGGGCCAACUACCUGGGUUCAGACAACGCCGAAGAUAACGACACGGACACAGACGAAGACGACGGCGAGGACCUGGACGGAUCGGAUUGCCCCGGCGACAUGGGUAAGGACGAAGAUGUGAUCCAGCAGUACAUCUACCACAACUACGUAUUCCACAAGAAGCGCUGCACAUCAUCAGCACUAGCCUACGGCUCUGGAGCCAUCAACUUCUUCGCAGCAGAGAACAUUGCGACCAACGAGACGCUGGAAGCCGCUGGUAGCAAGGCGAGCGCGACAGGCUCGAAUGGAUUUGUUGGAGUUGUGAUCGCACUGGCUGUGGCAGAGCCGAAGAUGGCGAUUGAAGAUCGACGUGAGCUGGAGGAUGGACUGAGAAGGCUCGGCGCCUACGAGAGGGACCCCCCACAGGAGGCCUUUAGCAUCGCCAGCCUCACGUUCACAGCAGUGCCGCCUCAAGCGUCGGUCACACCGCCGAGCGCGACCGGCACGGCGAUCCGCUGGGAACAGAUCUCGAGUUCACCCGGCGACGAUACUCACGCGGCCGUCGUCGCAGAGCAGCAGGUGGACCUUUCGAUCUUCGACGACGAGUCUGAGAGCUCCUUCGAUGAUGAGAAGCGUGACUUGGAUGAGGAGGUCGAGCGCGAGAGCUACGGCCACCAGAACAAGAGCAUCGACUUCGCCGACAACGAGAAGGACUUCCACGGGGAGAUCAGCCAAGAGAGCGGAGACACCAGCAACCUGGACUCGUACACGGCGCCCAUCAUCCCUGACAGCGACGUCCCGGCACUGCUUGGAAACAGUUCCCUGAAGAAGCUGGAUGUUGCCGCGACGAAGACGACGAGGUACAUGAUAGACAAGCUGCAACCGAGGCCCGAACAGCUUGACUUCGCGAUGGCCGAGACCGAGAACGAGACGAAGCCUAAGGACCAAGGCAAUCAAGGUCCUGCUGCCACGGGAUACGGAAUCUACCUGGGCGCCGUGGAGCCGAACGAGGACAGCGCCCACAACAACAUCUGCGGUGUCUUGAGGUGUGCGUUCGAGCUCAAGCGGCCGAAGGCGGGGUCGCUAUGCUGA
This is a messenger RNA of Prorocentrum cordatum, 1833 nucleotides long. The record is from the annotation of a GenBank genome assembly. Lineage: Eukaryota; Dinophyceae; Prorocentrales; Prorocentraceae.